CUUUGUUUUUCUCUCUUUACUGUCUGUGUAGAGAGUUGUUUUCUUGGAAGAUGAACUUUUGUCUGUGCAUAGAAGAAAAGAAAACCCAUCCAUGCACACAACCUCUCUCCCUCUCUCUCUCAGUUGCGUCAUCAUCAAACCCUUCGUUUUCGUUGUCCUCUUUCUUCUCUCUCUCUAUUUCAAGUAUUUUCCUUUAUAUUUUCUACUGUCUUUAACAUUACUAUGCCUUGGUUCUAUCAUCUUCUUGAGUAGCGAUCUCGUGCCCCGAAACAGCUACAUUUCUCCUUCUCUUAAACCCCCCACCGUCACCGGAUGAUCAUAGGUAGACUAGAAAAGGUUUUCAACUUUUGCUUCUGCUUAGGGCUUAGGCUGCUUUAGUAUUUCUUUUGCUUCUUCUUUCAACUAAAAAUUCCUUUCUUUGGAGGUUUAUUCUAAUUCUUUUGUAAAACGUUUUCUUGGGUAUAACGCAGAUUGGAAUCAUUAAUCGUCAUUUUGAGAGCCUAAUUUCCUCUUUAAACACCGAGAGGUUUUGGAGACAUUUCGUUUGCUUUUGCCAUUUAGGGUUUGUUUCUCAAUUUCCUUCGUCCAGAACAUGGCUUUCCCACAAAAUUACUCGUUCCACUGCUUCAUUGUUGAAUCCAUAAGAUACCCAUUUCAAUAUUUCCACCAUAAUUUGCGGGGAUGCAAUUUGUAGGCCCGUAUUAAUUUUUUCUCUUUGGACCUCUUGCAAAUAUUAAGCGUGCGGUUCAAAAUUUGCUCUUUUUAGCUCUUUGUUUGCUCGUAUGAAAAAUGGGUUGUGUUAAUGGCAAGUGUUGUAGCAGGUACCCAUCGUCAACAGAUAGUGAUUCAGGGGGAUACGGUGAAAUGGGUUCAUGUAGGAAUGCUACCAACAAGCAUAUACUUACACAAAGAUCACUAGAGAUUGUUCCUGUCCCUUCACAAAACUAUGAAUUGCAGUACUCUGUCUUAACACAGAGAGGUUACUAUCCUAACUCGCCAGAUAAGGAAAACCAGGAUAGUUUUUGCAUUAGAACCCAAAUUCAAGGUAACCCAAAUGUACAUUUCUUUGGUGUGUUUGAUGGGCAUGGUCAUUUUGGUACUGAAUGUUCCAGGUUUGUUAAGGAUAGGUUAGCUGAGAUAUUAGCAAAUGAUCCCACGUUGUUGGAUGACCCUGUUAAAGCUUAUAAUUCAGCAUUCUUAAUGACAAACUAUGAGUUACAUAGUAGUGAGAUUGAUGAUUCAAUGAGUGGUACAACAGCAAUAACAGUUCUUGUUAUUGGAGAUGCAAUUUAUGUUGCUAAUGUGGGUGAUUCGAGAGCAGUGCUUGCUGUUAAGAAUGGGAAUAGGAUUGUAGCAGAGAAUUUGUCUAGUGAUCAAACACCGUUUAGGAAAGACGAAUAUGAAAGAGUUAAGCUUUGUGGUGCUAGGGUACUGAGUGUUGAUCAAGUGGAAGGACUUAAGGAUCCAGAUAUACAGGCGUGGGGUGAUGAGGAAAGUCAAGGGGGUGAUCCUCCAAGAUUGUGGGUGCAAAACGGGAUGUAUCCAGGAACAGCAUUUACAAGGAGUGUAGGGGAUAGUACAGCUGAGAAAAUUGGUGUUAUUUCUGUUCCAGAGGUGUCUAUGGUUCGCCUUACUCCUAAUCAUUUGUUUUUUGUUGUUGCAAGUGAUGGAGUUUUCGAGUUCCUCUCCAGCCAGACUGUUGUAGAUAUGGUGGCAAGAUACACAGAUUCCCGAGAUGCUUGUGCAGCCAUUGCUGGGGAGUCAUACAAAAUAUGGUUGGAACAUGAAAACAGGACAGAUGAUAUUACGAUCAUUAUUGUUCACAUCAAGGGCUUAUCUAAUUCAGGUGCUGGUGACACAGAUGGAACCACUGGAGCUAAUAGGAAUCCCACAAGUUCAAGGACAGGAAGAGGAUCUUCUGACAGCUCUGCUGCCUCUGGAUCAGAACUAUACCGAUCAAUAAGAAGUGAAUUUACAGAUCUGCAACUUUCCAUGAAUCGAAGCCCAGCUAUUGUUGUUCCAUCUCCAUCUCCAUCUCAGCCCUGGGAAUUGGAUGGGGGUUAGUGGCGCCUUCUGCCAAAAUUGAAGGCAACUUUUUCUGCAUGCUCAAGGAUCUCCAGGCUGCAAGCUAUUGCUAAUUUUACUAAAACACUGUUACUAAUUACACACGACUUUGCGAGGUAAAAAAUGCUCUCCACUUUGUUGUAGCUUUGCCCUUGGUAAUCCAAGCUUAAAGGGAGUUGGAAAUCCAAGAUUCCGGGAUGUUCAGAACUGAUAAUCAUGAAUUCCAUAAUGACUCGUCUCAAGAAAGAAAAAAUUUCAUUAGGUUUCUGGCUUGAUUUCUGGAUGUCAGUUGUAAACUCAACGCCUCAACCUCCUGCAAUUUUGAUUUCUGGAUGGCAAUUGUAAUCCCACACCUUCCUGAUAUCUAUGUGAACAGUAGACUUGUAAAGAUAAUGAAGUAAAUUGUAUAAUGCAUUUACUCCAA
Molecule: messenger RNA, 2488 nt
Organism: Populus nigra (black poplar)
Lineage: Eukaryota; Viridiplantae; Streptophyta; Magnoliopsida; Malpighiales; Salicaceae
Product: probable protein phosphatase 2C 35
Exons: 4
Coding region: 790-2064 (424 amino acids)
Biological process (GO): protein dephosphorylation
Cellular component (GO): cytosol; nucleus
Molecular function (GO): protein serine/threonine phosphatase activity; cation binding
Source: RefSeq, a predicted model, not a curated record